GUUCGCCGCCAAAACACCAAAAUCCGGCAAAACCAAAAUUCCUCUCGAUUCCGAUGGCGGAAGAAGAAGAUAGCCCGGCAGAAGGCUUUCAAUGCGGUUGCGGCGGCGACGCCUUCGCUGACAGCGGAUACUAUUUCUGCAGAGUCUGUAAUUCUCGAGUCGAAGGCAUCACUCAGACUGACGACGCCGACGAGGGCUUGGUCAAUAAAGACGGAGGUGGUGGCGGCCUCUACAAUCAUCACUCCAAACGGCGUCGGCUGUCCGCCCGUAGUAAGAGAAACAUGGUCAAUAUCUCUUCUCUAGUCUGGCGCCGAUUUAUGGACGAGGAAUGUAGCGAGGAGAUCACAGCCAAGAAAGAGCCACAUGAGGCAAUAAAGACAAAGGAAUUCUCCUACGACGAUUACAUCAACGAGGUGCGGUGUAGGUAUGUGAGUGGGAUACAGUGGAUGAUUCAGUUGCAGUGUGAGGCUUUAGUUGGGAAUUUCAACGCCAGCCCUUUGAUCUGUGGGGUGGCUUCUGCUGUUUGGUUGAGGUUUUUGGUUACCACUGAAGUCUUCCAAGAUACGUGGGCUGAUGAGACUCUGACGAAGUCCGAGUCUCCAGAGCAAGUAGGAGAACCUACUCGUCGUAAUGUUCAUCAUGAUGAACCAUGUAAUGCAAGUGGCCAGCGCGCUGUAAUGGUUUGGUUUAGGAGAUUGAGAGAAGUAAUACCACUGGAUCACACUUUGGCUAUAUCUUUUCUGGCUUGCCAUGUCGCAAGAGAGGCAAUCUUACCAACAGAUAUAGUGAAGUGGUCAGUGGAAGGGAAACUUCCUUAUUUCGGUGCUCAUGUUGAGAUCGUGAAGCGAUUCAAUCAACCCUCGCUCGCCUGUCCUAUUAGUCCAGCCCUGAUGUUUAGGCCUUCUCAGCCAAUUCCAGUCCAGAAGUUGGAAGCAAUGGCUGCCAGGAUUGCCAAGAGAAUAGGGUUGAAUCUGCCUCCCGUGAACUUCUAUGCAGUAGCAUCUCGCUAUCUCGAUCAAUUGUCUGUUCCCAGGGAAAAGAUUCUGCCACAUGCUUGCCGCAUCUAUGAGUGGUCAAUGCCUCCAGAUUUAUGGUUAUCGACGAAUGAGUUGAGGAUUCCCACUCGUGUCUGUGCGAUGGCUAUAUUGGUUGUAUCCAUACGAAUUCUCUACAACAUUAAUGGUUUUGGUGCAUGGGAAAGGAGCUUAUGCUUAUCGAAAGGUUCAAGUGAAAUUUUUACCAAGAGUGAAGGUGUUCAGACAUCUGGUUUUGACUCCGAAGAACUCUUGCAAAACCUUGAGGCAGAGUACAAUGAGAUUGAAAAACCAUGUGAAUUUACAAAAGACAUGACAUCAUAUCUCCGGUACUGCAAGGACGUGGUAUUUGCAGGAGCCUGGUCAUCUUCCCACAGCGAUCAGUUGGAGAUAGAAGAACUGAAUGAGAAGUUGUGGGAUUCUUAUCAGAAUGCAGAGGAAGACCUUGGAACGCAAGGCAACACAUUUAACCCGAAAAGAUCACGAAGUGAUGAUGCCAGUGAUGUCUCAACUCAGUCAGCUACUCGGUCAGCAAAAAGGCAAUUCAGGGAGAUGGGUCAUGAGAGAGCACUGCAGGAUCGUAAGAAUGGCAACCCUUCCAAAGAAGCGGCUGUCAGAAAACUGAAGUCCGAAAUGGAGGAUGAUCGGUUCUGCUACAUCCCACCAAGGAUUAACGUUAAGGGAUCCGGUUACCUUCAGUACACGAGAAAACAGGAUGAGGGUGUUUUGCGAUACGUUGCACAUGCAGAUUACUACAUUUUGCUGCGUUCUUGUGCCAAAGUUGCAGGCGUUGAUGUUAGGAUCAUGCACAUUGCGGUGUUGGGUUUGGAGAGAAGGUUGGCUUGGUUGGAGAAAAGGGUUGAUCAUUGCUUGCAUUUGACGCCUCCUAGUAUUAGCUGUGACUUCUGUAGGGGUGAUACAGCAAGCCACUAAUCCAAGAAAUGCAUGAAUUUUAGGUCACUAUUUGAUCUCCAUAUUUCUCCGAAAUGUUAUAUUUUUUAUGAUGAGUUGCUAAACAAAAAUGUAGAGCAUAAACCGCUUGUUUAUAGAAAACUAAUGAAUCGUUUCUUAAAAGUCCU
Molecule: messenger RNA, 2113 nt
Organism: Linum tenue
Lineage: Eukaryota; Viridiplantae; Streptophyta; Magnoliopsida; Malpighiales; Linaceae
Source: the annotation of a GenBank genome assembly